Molecule: messenger RNA, 2337 nt
Organism: Pseudozyma hubeiensis SY62
Lineage: Eukaryota; Fungi; Basidiomycota; Ustilaginomycetes; Ustilaginales; Ustilaginaceae
Product: cyclohydrolase
Exons: 1
Coding region: 1-2337 (778 amino acids)
Biological process (GO): riboflavin biosynthetic process
Molecular function (GO): GTP cyclohydrolase II activity
Source: RefSeq, a predicted model, not a curated record
AUGCAGACCGCCAACUCCCACUCCGCCGUCACUCAGGGCGAUCUCGAAUUGCUCGAUGCACUCACCUCGAUGCCCUCGUCCUUCCCGCAUCAACCCAGCUAUGCCUCUUCUUCUUCUUCGUCGUCGUCGUCUGCCACCAAGACCAGGCCGCUGUCUACCCUCAAUGCCCUCAGGCGACCGCCCAUCGAUCCUAUGGUCCUGGCAGCCAGUCUCAGCUCCGGUCCUCACGUCACCCGUCAUCACUUUCACCACUCGUUCGGCAGCCAUGCUCACACCACCAAGUCGCAGCAGAUGCCUGCCAGUCAACGCAAAGCAGCAGUCGCCGCCGCAGCAGCAGCUGAUGCUUCCAAGGCCAACGCCCCUGCGUCCUCUUCUGCCGGCGAUUCCUCUCGCUCGGGGCAGACUCGUCCUCGAAGACAGUCAGGAGCAAGCGGAUCAUAUGCCAACUGUGAUUACGACGACUUUGAAGAUUCCGUCACUAGCCGCAAUGCCGCUUCCAGCUCCUCAUCCAUCAAAAUCGAGCCCGUCCCAGAAGUCACAGACGAAGAGCGUGCCUACUACGCCAGCAGACAAGCCCCGCGCAGCGUCCGUUUGCAACAGCAACAGCAGCUCGAGCAGAAGCGCGCUCAGGCUAACUCUCCCGUCCAGCGUACAUCCGCCUCUCUACAAACGCUCAAGGAGCAAGCUGCCGUACAGGCCACAGGCAUCCGCGCCAGCGACGAGCCCGCCCAGCCCGAGCUUCUCGCUCAGCCUGGCAACCAAGCCGCCAAGACUGUCCUCGUUCCCCCCUCUGCGCCUGCCAACAAGAUCGCUCAAGCACUAGAUGAGCGCAAAGCAGCCGUUGCUGCCGCGACCGUAGCUCCGACUCACAUUCCCCUCACACCGGCAGCUGAGACUCUGCCAUCCAUGCCUGCUCAGGUCGGUACGCCGCUCGGCAAGCCCGGCAUUUCUUCCAUCGUUCGUCCUCCACCUGUCCGCGUACGGUGCUACGCCCGAACACGAGUCCCUACACCUCACGGUGAGAUCUUCUGCCAUCUCUACAAGAACACGCACGAUACAAAGGAGCAUCUCGCCAUCGUCAUUGAUCCUUACCAGAACGAUGAGACGAGCACACAGAUGGGUGCCGACGGUCGACCCGUCAAGGAGAGUGAUCCGGUCUAUCAGCAGCAAGCGCUCAGGAGCAGAUCGUUGGACGAAGUGUGGGGGCCAGAGGAGACGGAUAUGGAACGUAUUGUGCGAGGCGCCUACGUGGGCAGGUUGGGACCCAGCUUUCAGGUUGCUUCGAGGCCUCUCCCUCGACACUCUCAGCAGCAGGUGCAUCAGCACCACCACGACCAAGAUCCGUUAGCACCACUCGUCCGCAUCCACUCGGAAUGCUUCACCGGCGAAACCAUCGGCAGUCAACGUUGCGAUUGCGGAGAACAAUUGGACGAAGCCAUCCGACUCAUCUCUGAAGCGUACGAUACAUCCAAGAAUCGCACUCACUCUUCCGACUCUCAUCAGCCCAAACUCGGUCGCGGAGUCAUCGUCUACCUGCGUCAAGAAGGCCGUGGAAUCGGUCUCUUGGACAAACUCAUGGCGUAUAACCUGCAAGACAUGGGUCAUGAUACCGUCUCUGCCAACAUCUUGUUGGGGCACCUUCCGGAUGCGAGAAAGUACGACAUCGCAUCUGCGAUUCUGCGCGAUUUGGGUGUGGACGAGUGUAGGUUGUUGACCAACAAUCCGGAAAAGAUGGAGGCGUUGGAGGCGGAGGGUGUGCGGGUGACCGAGAGGGUGGGUAUGGUUCCUCGGGUCUGGAAGUUCGGAAAGCGAUUGAGGAGGAAGAAGAGAAGUGGCAAGAAGAAGGACAAGAUUCCCAGUGGCAGGACGAACCUGCGUUCGACGAGCAAAAAGACACCGAGUCUACUGCGACAGAUCAGCUUCGGUGGUAUGGACAGCAGCGUCAUCUCGCAAGCCGGAACCAACGAGUCGGACUCUGAACUUGACCCCACCACCGCCGGACUACGCCAUCAAGGCGAAGACAUCCUCAACGAAGCUGACACCUUCGAUUCCGACGGAGACCACCACCACAACGACGAUGACGAGGUUGAUGACAGUGACAGCGAUUCAGGCGAUUCAUACAUAGAUCACGUCCUCAGAAGAUCCGGUACCACCAUGGUAGGUGCCAGCAUCACCAAAGGUCCAGAACUCGAAAAAUACCUCCGAACAAAGGUCGAGAGAAUGGGUCACCUAUUGACCGUACCCGACGAGCAAGCCAAGGAGGAAGACGAAGAAGAACGUCCAGUCUCCCAACCCAACUCGGACGACGAGCAACUCUCCCACCAGCAUCUCCCCUAA